Gymnodraco acuticeps is the source of this 1419-nucleotide messenger RNA. RefSeq names its product RIC3 acetylcholine receptor chaperone a (gene ric3a). The record is from RefSeq and is a predicted model, not a curated record. Gene Ontology annotation, cellular component: intracellular membrane-bounded organelle; neuron projection; neuronal cell body. Lineage: Eukaryota; Metazoa; Chordata; Actinopteri; Perciformes; Bathydraconidae. The coding region runs from base 1 to 1419 and encodes 472 amino acids. The transcript is spliced from 7 exons. Gene Ontology annotation, biological process: protein localization to cell surface; synaptic transmission, cholinergic.
AUGUCUAUAACUACUUGCCAGAAGGUUACUCUUAUAUCAUGCUCUGUUCUCUGUAUGUCUCUCUUUCUGCCUAGAAUGCUUUUACCCAGAGCGAAAAAGGAGAUGGGACGGCCUGAGGUUGGACCCGGGUACUACCCUCCUGUGAUUCACCAGCUGUCAUUGCCAGAGGACCCAGAGCGCUGGGGCGUGGACCCUUCUGUUUACUCAUUGACACACAGUGCUGAGGUCAUGGCCAAAUUUAAAAGCAUGGGACAAGGCAAAAAACACAACCUGAUGGGUCAAGUGAUACCCAUAUAUGGCUUUGGGAUACUUCUUUACAUUCUUUAUAUAAUCUAUAAGCUGACAAUAAAGAGCAAUACUAUGAAAUCAAGAGACUACACUACAGUAUCCUACUGUAAAGCAAACAUGGAGAAUAAGAUUAAACCCGAUGAGGAUCUUAUAAGGCUUCAGCAGAAACUUCUACAAACAGAAAAGAAGAUGGAGAGGAUUGUCUCCGGAAAGAGUCGUUGUUCUCGGAGUGGAAGAAGUAAGAAGAGUAAAACUUCAAUAUCGAAGAAGGAGGAGAAACUACUCAAGCAACUCAGACAGAUCACACAGCUGAUACAAGAGGGCCGGAUGGAGGCAGCCACCCCAGAGAUGGAGGCUGAGGAGACCCCCUACUGUGCAGACUGGGAAGGUUACCCAGAGGAGACCUACCCAGAUUAUGAUGAGCCCUGGAAAAGACAUGAGUUUGACAUCUAUAAGCUGGAGGAACCCACCUACCAGCCCACCGCCGAGGCCCUGGCAGAGAGGAUGGAUCAGGAGGAGGAAGAGAUGAACUCAAGGAAACUAUCUGUAGUGGUAGAAGAGGAUGAAGAGGCAGAGGAGGAGGACGAAGAGGACGUUGAGGAUAAAGAGGAAGAAGAGGAGGAGGAGGAGGAGGAGGAGGAGGAGGAGGAGGAGGAGGAGGAGGAGGAGGAAGAAGAAGAGGAAGAGCAAGCAGAGAAAAAUCAUUUGCUCAGUCUUCCCUCAUCCCUCCCUGUUUCAGAAAGAAGGCCGGAGAGACUUGGUUUGGAGGUGAGCAGAGAGCUACAGUGUCUCAAAGAAGGGAAGAAGCAGAUUAGCUUUAGUGAACACAGAGAUGUGUUUCAGUACCCUAGAGAGGAUGCUUAUAAAGAAGAGGAGGAAGAAGAGGAGGAAGAAGAGGAAGAGGAUGAUGGGACAGAGGAGGAAGUGGAUGAGGAAGAUCCAGUGAUGGAGGCAGAGAGCCUGCAGUUCAGCUGUGAGGGUUGUCCCAACCCAGAGGAGGAAGCUGAGGAGUUUGAUGAAGAGUUCCUGUUAAUGUUAGAGUCUGUGGAGGGUGAAGGUCUUAUCCAUGCUGACAUGCAUAAAGAAGUCGGGGUGAGUGGGCUGAGGAUGCGGAACAGGAGGGAAACAUAA